This is a messenger RNA of Klebsormidium nitens, 1743 nucleotides long. NCBI's taxonomy places the organism in Eukaryota, Viridiplantae, Streptophyta, Klebsormidiophyceae, Klebsormidiales, Klebsormidiaceae. The record is from the annotation of a GenBank genome assembly.
AUGGGAGUGUGUCAUGAGGGCAGGGAACUGAUUCUCAAGCAGCUCUCAGCAGCUUCUGGUGAGCUCUUACCUGGCGCUCAGGUGUUUCAGUUGGGAGACUUGGGAGGUUACAGCCACCGGCCAGGCUCUAAUAACUGCUUCAAUGUCGCCAAGGAAUUUUUGGAUUCUUUCAAGUUGCCCGUCAACAUCGUGCUCGGAAACCAUGAUCUUGAGGGCUUCGAUGACUUCCAAACAGAUGCGGAGAAUCUAGAGGGAUGGAGGCAGCGUUUUGGAGAACACUACUGGAUGCGAGAGAUUGGCAACGGCGCGGCGAUUGCAAUCGGCAUGUCCACGGUGCGCUUUCGCGACGCCGAGCAUAGCUCGCACGAGGUGUAUCUAGACCAGGAGCAGGUCAACUGGUUCCGGGAAACGCUCGCGCAGCACGCCGACAAGCCGGUGUUCGUCUUCACGCACGCGCCCCCGAUGGGGUCCAACCUCACGAGCUUGCAGGAGGUGCAUGUGCGCAACCGCUGCGCGUGGCUGAACCACAGCGAGCGGCCCGAGGCGUUCAUCGACAUUGUGCGGCAGAGCCCACAGAUCAAGCUGUGGUUCUCGGGGCACUACCACCUGAGCCACGACUACGACCGCUCCAUGAACGUGGUCAACAACUGCCUCUUCGUGCAAGUCGGCGUCAUGGCCCAGUGCGACCGGGACGGCCGCCGGCAGUCGCGCAUUGUGCGAGGGGGGGAGAAGGGCUUCAAGAUCUACACGCUGGACCACGUCACCGGGCAGCUGCGGCUCGACCUCGUACACUCGUACGACUCCCGCAUCCAGGAACUCCCCGAAAAGGUCCGGAGAUAUCUACCGGGCACUCUUACGGACGCCCCGACCGGACCGGUGUGGCUCGCGGGCAGCCCGGGCCUGCCCGGGGUGCACUCCUGCAGAAAGGGCGGGGCGUUUUCGCCCAUGAUCGGGGAAGAGAAGGCGGGGAGCUCGGCGAACGAGAAGGUGACCUGGAUCUCUCAAGGCAGCGCGCUAUUCUGCGUGAACGCAAACCAGCUUGUUCAGUACGAUCCGAUUGCGGUCGCUCCAGUGGGCGUUGUGUGCGACCGGAUCGACGGCCGCAAAAUUCGCCUCCUCACAUCCGACGGCAGCGAGGCGUCCACGUCGGACCAAGAGGUUGAAUUCAUUGAGCUGGUCGGUCCAGGCAGAGUGGGUUCCGCUCCAGUCAAUGCGAUCAACGGAAAAGGAAGUUUUGCGGGCGAGGUCGAGCGGAUUGAGCGAAAUGAAGAGGGUGGGUUCUGGUACGUUUACCAGUACAACAAAUACAAGCUGCUGAAGCAACGGCAGGCGGCACAGGAAGCGCAGAAGUCGGUUGCGGGCAACGGGGCGCAGCCGAAAGUGGUCUCCACACUGCCCUAUUCUUGGCAACAUUAACAACAACAUGCAACAUUCCGCAUGACUGAGUUGGGGGUGCACGCGGCCUCACUUGUAAUAAGCCGUCGGCUUUCAAGCCGGGACUUUGUAAUAUCAGUUCGUCAGCAGGAUCUGCGGACCAUUAGACGGAUGUCCACAAGAUAGAAACGAACGCGAAGCCAACAACGUGGACGUUAUAACAGGUAGCUCGCGCUGGUUUUAACGCACAAAUCUACUAAAAGGUCACAUUGAGCCUUAAAGUUAGUCGUCAAGCACACUACCAGCGAGUAGCUGAUCGACUCGUUCAUUGCGACUUGGCAAUUACCAUUGAGUAUGAUGACUCAGGCU